UAACUCGUGUUGAUUCACGAGGCCUUUUUUAAGUUUGUUCAGAUGUCAGAUACCAUAAAGCGUCCAGGGGUGGGGGUGGGGGUGCUGGUCACAGACUCCGCCCACCCCGGAUGUGUUCUCCUGGGGAGACGGAGGAGUGCGGUGGGCGCAGGGAAGCAUCAGCUCCCCGGGGGGCACCUGGAGCUCGGAGAGACGUGGGAGGAAUGUGCUCACAGGGAGGUCCUGGAGGAAGCCGGGGUGCAUUUGGUGAACGUCCGCUUCGCCUCUGUGGUGAACUCCAUCAGGCUGGAGGAGCAGUACCACUACGUCACCAUAUUCAUGCAGGGGGUCCUGGACAGGAAGAGGUCGGGAGAGCCGGAGAACCUGGAACCCGAGAAGAACGAAGGAUGGACGUGGACGCGCUGGGACCAGUUUCCUCCAGAGCAGCAGCUGUUCCUGCCGCUGGCCGAUGUGAGACAACAAGGCUUCCAACCGUUCACAGACACUGAAACUCAGCUUUGAGAAGGCAUGGUACUUCAACAACGCAUUCUUCCCCAAAAUAAAAACACCUUCUACACCUUGCUCUCUGUAGUUGGAGCAGACAGCUGCCCGUCCUCAGACCUCAUGGGGACGCUGUCAUUUCUCCAAACUGCUGUUACAAUUGAAAAGUUUGUAUUUUUUACAUAAGAAUUUAAACUCGUUCAAAUUUGAAUGAUGCCACAAAUAAAACACACGCAUGAACAAAAGUAAAA
Molecule: messenger RNA, 731 nt
Organism: Limanda limanda (common dab)
Lineage: Eukaryota; Metazoa; Chordata; Actinopteri; Pleuronectiformes; Pleuronectidae
Gene: nudt15
Product: nudix (nucleoside diphosphate linked moiety X)-type motif 15
Exons: 3
Coding region: 43-501 (152 amino acids)
Biological process (GO): dGTP catabolic process
Cellular component (GO): cytosol
Molecular function (GO): 8-oxo-7,8-dihydrodeoxyguanosine triphosphate pyrophosphatase activity
Source: RefSeq, a predicted model, not a curated record